Aspergillus aculeatinus CBS 121060 is the source of this 1410-nucleotide messenger RNA. RefSeq names its product Zn(II)2Cys6 transcription factor domain-containing protein. The record is from RefSeq and is a predicted model, not a curated record. Gene Ontology annotation, molecular function: DNA-binding transcription factor activity, RNA polymerase II-specific; zinc ion binding. The coding region runs from base 46 to 1410 and encodes 454 amino acids. The transcript has 2 exons. NCBI's taxonomy places the organism in Eukaryota, Fungi, Ascomycota, Eurotiomycetes, Eurotiales, Aspergillaceae. Gene Ontology annotation, biological process: regulation of transcription by RNA polymerase II.
AUCAAAUCGAAUAUUCGUUCUCCGAACUCAGCACCCAAGCUUGUCAUGCCACGAAAGUCCCACCGCAAAUCGCGGAAUGGCUGUAGGACUUGUAAAAGCAGGCACGUCAAGUGCGAUGAGAUGAAGCCUGAGUGCUCAAACUGCCUCAACCAUUCAGUCCAGUGCGUGUAUGGCCCAUCCCCGAAGGACGCCCAACCAGCCGUGGCGAACACUCGAAAACCCUCAAGAGCAAGAGCAGAGCUUCCAGGAAUAAACACCUUCAAGGUACAGUUUGUUGAGUUCAAUUAUGUGAACGUCUCUGCUGCUCCAGCUGCCCCUGCUGCCCCUGCUGCAAGUCCGGCUGAAGAAGAUCGUGAACCUGUGUCCACAGAUCCAGCUUUCUGCCUCGAAGAUUUCGAGCUCCAGCACUUUUUCCUCACUUCAACAUGCUUGAGCCUAAUGGAAGACGCCCCAAGCCUCACCUUUUGGCAGUCCGUGGUGCCGCGCACGGCAUGCAGGUUUCCGAUUGUUCAUCACUUGAUGCUCGCGCUCGCCUGUCUGCAUAUGGCCCGGAGCCCGAGCCCGAGCCCGGAGCCGGAGCAUCACCACAAUCGCAAUCGCUGUCCCUUGCGCUUUGACUACCACUACGGAACUGGUCUGCAGCUGCUGUCGAAUGGACUGGCUCAACCCCAAGCCCUCGCGAAUGCGACUCAUGGCGCCGACGCGAUCUGGAUCGGAUCCAUUCUCGUGUGUUUCAUCGGCCUGGCCCGCGGGCCCCGAGCCGACGAGUAUCUGUUUUUCAACCGCGGCGGGGCCGCCGCCCCCGUCGAGUGGCUGACGCUGCUGCGCGGGGUCAACACCAUCUCCACCAUGUUGCGCAAGGGGCGUGCUGCUGCUGGCUCCGCCGAAGAAGAGCGGCACCAAGAUCUUUCAGAAAAUCAAAGACAUCCAAUCCAGAAUUCCGCUGCUGCUGGGACCCACUGCACCGGGUAUCAAGAGGCCCUUACCCGGGUGCGCGAGUUCACUGAAGAGCGGGCAGCCGCGGAUCCCCUGUUGCCCAUAUAUCGAAUGGCCAUUGAGCAUACUCUCAGGGCGUUUCAAAUGGCCUUUCCCGGUCGAAUUGAAGAUCGUCCAGGCUGUGCACUACCGGCAGCAACUGCAAUGGCAACGAGACCGGAGCCAUUUGGGUUCGUCCUGUUUACGUGGGUGACGCAGAUGGAGGAGUUGUUCUGGGAUGCGUUGCAGGAGAAACGGCCCGUGGCGUUGGUGAUCCUGGCGCAUUUUGUGGUGCUUAUGUAUCGGCUGGAUAAGACGUGGGUCUCGCAUGGGUGGCCGGAGCAUAUCUUACGGGGGAUAUGGACUUUCCUGGGGAAGGAGGAUCGGGUGUUGGUGAGAUGGCCUAUUGAUGAGAUUCGGAUUUUGGAUUUGUGA